Molecule: messenger RNA, 2057 nt
Organism: Vitis riparia (riverbank grape)
Lineage: Eukaryota; Viridiplantae; Streptophyta; Magnoliopsida; Vitales; Vitaceae
Product: subtilisin-like protease SBT1.7
Exons: 1
Coding region: 105-2057 (650 amino acids)
Biological process (GO): proteolysis
Molecular function (GO): serine-type endopeptidase activity
Source: RefSeq, a predicted model, not a curated record
CAGUUGCCACUGCAAGCUCGCACAGGAAGCAACGCAUAGUUUAUUCCUAUAGAAAUGUGCUUAAUGGCUUUGCAGCGAAAUUAACAGCUCAAGAAGUUAAAGCCAUGGAAGAGAAGGAUGGGUUUGUUUCAGCUCGACCGCAAAGAAUAGUGCCCUUGCAUACAACUCAUAGCCCUGGUUUCUUGGGGUUGCACCAAGAGUUAGGUUUCUGGAAAGGAUCAAACUACGGCAAGGGGGUUAUUAUUGGAGUUCUGGACACAGGACUAUUCCCUGACCAUCCUUCAUUUAGCGAUGAAGGACUACCACCUCCACCAGCUAAAUGGAAAGGAAAGUGUGACUUCAAUUGGACGUCCUGCAAUAACAAAAUCAUCGGAGCAAGAAAUUUUGAUAGCGGAGCAGAGGCUGUUCCACCCAUUGAUGAAGAAGGCCACGGCACCCACACCGCAAGCACAGCUGCAGGGAAUUUUGUGCCAAACGCGGAUGCGCUCGGGAAUGCCAAUGGCACGGCUGUUGGCAUGGCACCGCUUGCUCACUUGGCAAUUUAUAAAGUAUGUUCCGAAUUUGGUUGCGCGGACACUGACAUAUUAGCAGCACUUGACACUGCCAUAGAGGAUGGUGUUGAUGUACUUUCCCUCUCCCUGGGUGGAGGCUCUGCUCCUUUUUUCGCAGAUUCAAUUGCACUAGGUGCUUUUUCUGCUAUUCAAAAAGGGAUCUUUGUAAGCUGUUCAGCUGGUAAUUCAGGCCCACUCAAUGGAUCUUUAUCAAACGAGGCACCCUGGAUACUUACCGUCGGUGCAAGCACCAUAGACAGAAAGAUAAUGGCUACAGCGACGCUUGGAAAUGGGGAAGAAUUUGAUGGCGAAUCGCUUUUCCAGCCAAGUGAUUUCCCUUCAACAUUACUACCUCUCGUGUACGCGGGCGCAAAUGGUAAUGCCUCGUCCGCCAUAUGCGCUCCAGAAUCAUUGAAAGAUGUAGAUGUGGCAGGAAAGGUAGUGGUGUGUGAUAGAGGUGGGGGCAUAGGACGAAUUGCCAAAGGGCAAGAAGUGAAGGAUGCUGGUGGUGCUGCCAUGAUUCUUACCAAUGACGAACUCAAUGGAUUCAGCACCUUAGUCGACGCCCAUGUUCUUCCUGCAACACAUGUGAGUUAUGCAGCGGGUUUGAAGAUUAAAUCUUACAUAAAAUCAGAAUCAGCACCUACCGCUACAAUCGUUUUCAAAGGAACCAUCAUCGGAGUCCCUACCGCUCCCGAAGUUACUUCAUUUUCUUCGAGAGGACCAAGCUUGGAAAGCCCUGGUAUCUUGAAACCAGACAUUAUAGGCCCUGGUGUGAGCAUUCUAGCAGCAUGGCCCUUCCCUCUGGAGAACGAUACAACCUCUAAACCGACAUUUAACGUGAUCUCAGGCACAUCAAUGUCGUGCCCCCAUCUCAGCGGCAUUGCGGCUUUGAUCAAAAGUGCCCAUCCUGACUGGUCUCCUGCUGCCAUUAAGUCUGCAAUCAUCACUACUGCCGAUCUUCACAACCUUGAAAAUAAGCCCAUCAUUGACGAAACACUUCAACCCGCUGACUUGUUUGCCACCGGUGCCGGCCAUGUGAACCCAUCAGCAGCAAAUGAUCCAGGCCUCAUUUACGACCUGGAACCAGAUGACUACAUACCCUACUUGUGUGGUUUGGGCUACACUGAUGAGGAGGUAGGGUUGAUUGUGAACCGAACGCUGAAGUGCUCUGAAGAAUCAUCCAUACCUGAGGCACAAUUAAAUUAUCCUUCAUUUUCCAUUGCAUUGGGGCCUAGUUCUCGGACGUACUCAAGGACGGUCACAAACGUGGGUGCGGCCAAUUCAUCUUACAGUGUUCAGAUUUUGGCACCAUCUGGAGUUGAAGUGAGUGUGAACCCUGAUAAACUCGAGUUCACGGAGGUGAACCAGAAGAUGACAUAUAUGGUGAGCUUUAGCAGGACAAGCGCGGGGGGUGAGGGUGGCAAGCCAUUUGCGCAAGGAUUUCUGAAAUGGGUGUCCGAUAGUCAUUCUGUCAGAAGCCCAAUAUCUGUUAUGUUUGAAUGA